UCAAGAGCUGAAAAGUUGUUGAACAUGUGGGAAAAUUGUGCUGAUGGGGCAUCGAUGUGUAAGAUUCUCUUUCCCACCAACAAUAAAAUUAAGCAUGUAUAUAUAGUAUAUAUAUAAAUCUUAUGAAGGCGUAGCAGCAUGUAAGGCCGGCUUUAGAUUUGGACAUGGAAACAUGUUGAGCUGGACCAUUGAAAUGCAUUGAAGCAUCUUUCUUUUAAUCUACAAAUACAAUCCUUUCCCUUACAAGUUACACCUCAGGCUGAGGAUAAAGAUAAUAAAAAUGCAUUUGGGUGAUAUGGUCAUAUCAGAUUCUGACAUUGUGACCAGCUUCUUUUCCUCCGAAACUAAGAGAGGGGAAUGGCAUCACAAAGCUAAAAUGCCAGCUCAGAAAGCUUAAUUCUUACCCUCCCACACAGUCAGCAAUACCUAAUUAUAAGCAGCCAAUGUGUGCUGCUUAAUUUGUAAGAUUGAAUGGUUGAAAUGCUGCCGACCCUACUAAUUCUAUUAUUUUACUUUCAGUCACCAAUUGGACAAAGUGUACGAUUUCCCAAUUCUUUCCAUGAAACCAAAAAUGAAGUUUAAAAGUUACUUUAGAAUUGAAAAAAGAUUGAAUGAUCAAUUUAUAAGUUUUAAUUGAAAACUAGAAUUUUAAGGGACAAAUUUAUCACAUUCUCUUCAAUUUUGAAAAAAAUUAUCUAAUGCUUAGCCUCUAAUAAACUGUCUUUGGUAAAUGCUUCCAUUACUUCUAAUUUUGUUCACUAUUUAAUUAUGUUCUUUAUAUGACUUGAUCAUUUUGUGGAAUCUUCACAAAAGAAGACUUGGAUCUUUCUGCAAAUCUCUUUUCAAAAGAAGCCAGACACAUCAUCACCUCCCCAACCACAAUCUUUUCUUUAUAGAAUGCCUUUUUGUGUGCUGCUUUUAUUCAUGUGGAUGAGGCACACAUGACUCAUUCCACUAAAAGUUAACUUUCUCCUCCUAUAAGUACAUUCGCUGAUCCAUGGUUUGAACCAUCAUACUAAGCAUCUCCUCAGCCUUGGCAUCUGACAAUCACACAACAUUCCGAGCAAGUUGCUUUCUGCAUACAGGAAAACCAAGGAAUUGAAAACAGAAUCACAUUGGAGCAAUAGCAAUUCAUCAAAUAUGAAGACACGGCAGCUGGCACAUGUUUUUGGAACUCUGGUCAGCUCACCUCUGGCAUAUCUGGAUGAGAGGACAUCAAAAAGAAUCUUACAGGACCCUAAUAGUGCUAGUGCUAGUGCUAGCCAAUACCAAAUAUCCUCCUCUUCGAUUGGAUCUCUGAAAUUAAAACAAAAUAAGGUAGAUAGGAUGAAAAAACUUGGAGGAAAAGCAAACAAUCUUGCAAAUGGCAUUCGAGAACAUGUGAGUUUGGGGCCCAACAUCUCUGAAACUGUGAAGGGGAAACUGAGCCUGGGGGCUAAAAUUAUUCGAGUAGGCGGCGUGAAGAAGAUUUUCAAGAACAACUUUAGUGUUAGAGACGGAGAGAAGCUGCUAAAGGCUUGCCAAUGCUAUUUAUCAACAACAGCUGGUCCAAUAGCAGGCCUCCUCUUCAUCUCAUCCGACAAGGUUGCCUUCUGCAGCGAGAGAUCCAUCAAACUGUCUUCUCCAACCGGCGAGUUUAUUAGAAUUCGUUACAAGGUAUUGAUCCCACUAGAAAAGAUAUUGAGAGCCAACGAAAGCCAAAAUGUGAAGAGACCAUCACGGAAGUACAUAGAAAUUGUAACUGUGGACAAUUUUGAUUUUUGGUUUAUGGGAUUCUUGAAUUAUCGAAAAACUUUGAAAUAUCUUCAGCAAACAAUCUCUCAAGCUCAAUGACAUACAACUUCUGUAGUCAACUAUUCUGUACAAAUUUUGUUACUUUGUUUCAAAGCAAAAGAAUGUGUUGAUAAAUCA
Molecule: messenger RNA, 1911 nt
Organism: Camellia sinensis
Lineage: Eukaryota; Viridiplantae; Streptophyta; Magnoliopsida; Ericales; Theaceae
Product: putative GEM-like protein 8
Source: RefSeq, a predicted model, not a curated record